UAAUCGCAGUUACACUACAGUAAGAAGCUCGACCAGAGCGAGCGAGCGAGAGAGAGAGAGAGACAGAGAGGAGGGUCAAUGGCGAAUCAAGGAGCGAAGAAGAGGAAGGAGGAGAACAAGAAGCACAUGGCCAAUCUCCUUCGCCUCAUCAUCGCCUGCAACGUCAUUUAUGUCUUGAUCAGAAUGCUUUUCUUUCACUCUUCCUUCACAUGGAAGCAUUGGGUUGGUCUCCUUGUGACAUCUGCUGCCUAUGGUAUUUCUUAUCAGCAACUUGCCAAUAUGGCAAAGCCAGCAUACUCUGAUAACGGAGAACUUUUAGAUGGUGGGUUUGAUAUGACCACAGAUGGAAUUUGUGGCUACUUGCAUGAUGUGAUCUACAUAACGAGCUUUGUACAAGUGAUGUCCAUUAUAUCUGGAAAAUUUUGGUGGACUUAUUUGGUGAUACCAGUAUUUGCUGCGUACAAGGUGUCCGGUCUAUUGAAAGGGUUCCUUCCACAUGGUUCGGAGGGUGGUGUCGAGGAUGAUAAAAGUAGGAAGAAGAGGGAAAAGAUGGAGAAGAAAGCUUCUAGAGGCAAAAUUCUUAGGACAAAGGCUAGGUGAUAUAUAUACCAACAACUUCUUUAUUUACUAGUAAGUGCUGUGGCUUCUGUAUUCCUAGUGAAUGAGAGCGAAGUAUAAGCCUUAGUGAAUGAGUUAAUAGCAUAAACAUGUAUAUUUAUGCCAUAGUUAUGAUACAAAAUUGUUUCUUGAUGCUCUUCAAGUAUUACUCUACAGUCCAAAAGCUUGCUUCCCCAGGUGAGCUCCUUUUCAAUA
Molecule: messenger RNA, 813 nt
Organism: Asparagus officinalis (garden asparagus)
Lineage: Eukaryota; Viridiplantae; Streptophyta; Magnoliopsida; Asparagales; Asparagaceae
Product: transmembrane protein 208 homolog
Exons: 5
Coding region: 79-600 (173 amino acids)
Biological process (GO): vacuolar protein processing
Cellular component (GO): intracellular membrane-bounded organelle
Source: RefSeq, a predicted model, not a curated record